Varroa destructor (honeybee mite) is the source of this 3853-nucleotide messenger RNA. It is a transcript of the gene Cdk8, whose product is annotated as cyclin-dependent kinase 8. Gene Ontology annotation, biological process: protein phosphorylation. Lineage: Eukaryota; Metazoa; Arthropoda; Arachnida; Mesostigmata; Varroidae. The record is from RefSeq and is a predicted model, not a curated record. Gene Ontology annotation, molecular function: protein serine/threonine kinase activity; ATP binding. Gene Ontology annotation, cellular component: nucleus.
AUUCAUUGAAAUUCAUUAAAUCUUAAACUUUUUAAAGCUUACGGAAACAUAUCCAACACGCCAAAUUCAAAGUUUGCCGCGCAUUUUCGGAUCAACGUAUUGCGAAAAUCGUUUAUUAUUGACUGCUUUUUUCUCGGGCAAGAGUGGACGCCGGUUGUUUUUAGAUCUUGGAAAUAUCGCAAAAUCAAGGCUUGCGAAAGCGAUGCCUUUAUGUAUUGCUCUUUCUGACGUGCAACAAUUAGGCGUUGUUCUCUCCGACUCAAACUCAUGGGUCAAAGUCAUGGGUGCCGGGAUAUCUCCAUAGCAAGAUGUACCGACAGAGUUCAUCAAUUGAAGCAUUGAUUUGUUCCUUUCACUCAUGAAACCAUAACAUUAAUAAGAAAAGUGUACUACACAUAAAACAUGGAUUACGAAUUUAAGGUGAAAACAUCAGCCGAACGAGAGAAGGUAGAAGAUCAGUUUGACUUCGAGGGAUGCAAAGUAGGUCGAGGUACUUACGGUCAUGUGUACAAAGCUCGCCCAAAGGACAGCACGGACAACCGAGAAUACGCCCUUAAGCAAAUCGAAGGAACUGGAAUAUCUAUGUCUGCUUGCCGAGAAAUUGCACUUCUCCGCGAACUAAAGCAUACGAAUGUUAUCAAUCUUCAGCGAGUGUUUCUGUCGCAUGCUGAUCGGAAGGUUUAUCUGUUAUUUGAUUUUGCCGAACAUGACUUAUGGCACAUUAUUAAAUUUCACCGAACCGCCAAGGCUAAUAAAAAAACUGUCAUUACACCGAGAUCAAUGGUGAAAUCGUUGCUAUAUCAAAUCCUGAACGGCAUUCACUAUUUACAUUCAAAUUGGGUACUUCACCGUGACCUGAAGCCGGCUAAUAUUCUCGUUAUGGGCGAGGGUCCCGACCGGGGCAAAGUAAAGAUCGCUGACAUGGGAUUCGCUCGACUCUUCAAUUCACCUCUAAAACCUCUGGCUGAUUUAGAUCCUGUAGUAGUUACCUUCUGGUAUCGUGCUCCGGAACUCCUCUUAGGCGCUCGCCAUUAUACGAAAGCAAUAGAUAUUUGGGCGAUUGGAUGCAUUUUCGCUGAGCUUUUGACCUCGGAACCAAUAUUUCACUGCCGGCAAGAGGACAUCAAGACGUCAAACCCGUACCACCACGAUCAGCUCGAUCGCAUUUUUAAUGUUAUGGGAUACCCAGUUGAGCGGGACUGGGAAGACUUGAAGAAGAUGCCGGAACAUCCCACCUUAAUUAAAGACUUCAAACGAUCAUCGUACGCGGGAUGCUCGCUAAACAAAUACAUGGAAAAGCAUAAGGUGAAAUCCGAUUCAAAAGCGUUCCUACUUCUUCAACGGCUUCUUCUGAUGGAUCCGACGCGUCGGCUAACAUCUGAACAAGCGAUGGGUGAUGCCUACUUCCUCGAAGACCCGUUACCUACAGCCGACGUAUUUGCCGGGGGGCCGAUCCCGUACCCCAAGAGAGAUUUUCUCACAGAGGAAGAUAACGAUGCAGACAAGGCAAAUGCGCAACAGGCAAACAAUGACAAGAACGCUGCGGAUUCAGGCCCAAAUGCCAAAAGAGUCCGUUUAGGUCCCGGCCCACCGCCUCAACCGCCACAACCUCCCCAGCACAACUACCCACCCCAACGACAGUUCUAGCCCCUACGACAGGAUCUGCCCGGGCAUCAUCAACGGAUAAAAGGCCAAUCUCUGUCGGACCCACAUGGCCCACCGUUGGAACAGCGAAACGACACUAAUGUUGACCGCGAUGAAAACGACGGAAGUGCGGAUGAUGUCUGAGUCACCUAACACAUCUGAGCAAGACGCAUGAUGUCGGGAAAGCUCAGAAUUCGCUCAUUCCUAAUAUUAGAAAGAAGAAGUUGGAAGUUGUGAAAUUUAACAAAUAACAAGUCGUCAACGUAUUGGUGCUGCAGAAAAUUGCUGAAUAAUAACCACUAAGCGUCUACACUCUUCACUUGGAUGAAACUGUCACGUGCCGACAAAGGGCCGGCGUGUCAGGAACUGGAAUUUCAAUUAUAAUUAUAGCCGUGAUUAUAAUAAUAACAGUGGUAGAUUCGCUCGUCGUUGUCCAGCUGGUGAUGUUUUGGCAAUGCUUGAAUUCAGCUAGUGGUUUAUAAAUGGAUCAAGCAUUUAUAUGGCCCCUUUAGCUGGUGUGUACUUGAAGCGUCAAUGUGAUUAUAUAUAUAGGUAGUAAGGGUCGUGGACGCUGCGAACGUAAUUAAAAAUGCGAGGUGUACACUAAAAAGGCACAAGCAGGUUACAAGUGGGCACUUCUUUGAUGCCGAUUGUUUGGACUACCCAUAGAAAAUGGAUCUUAAUGACUGAAAUCUAUCUCUUUUUCGUAAGGAAGAUAUCGAUACCGCACGAGUUCCUUACAUUUUUUUUUUCACUUUAUAUUUUCCAUAUACACGUAUAAUUUUUCAAAUUCAGUAUUUGUGUCAAGCGUCCGUCGCCACAUAUUGUUAAACUUCGAACGACAUAGAAAUGCGAUAAGCAUGCAAAAGAAUCACCGCAUUACGGAAGCCAUCCAGAAAUGUGUAUGGUGUGCUUAAAGUUACAUAUAUAUCUAUGUAUUAUAGACCUAUAAACAUAAAUUUCACCGAAUGAGUGUAACGUUAUUCUAUUGCCGUGUCUGAACGCUAAACAACAGAUACUGUUUCAGAGCUACUAGCCUUAAAUAUGGCGUUAGGCUGUGUUACAACUAAAGCGAUUGUUAAAACAACUGACCUAUGAUGUACGCAAAUGGGCUUAAUGUUAUCAGUUCGUUGUGAUGUAUUAACAAUUUAUUGUGGAAACAUUACAUAACAAAAACAGGUAGUACUCGGUAAAUUUGCGAACUUCGGAAAAUUCCUGGUCGAAGAAAUGGAAUUUUCCUUAUUAUUUUCCUCGUAAGCUUUAAAUUUAAGGGCUAUGUUCUGCAUCAGCCGGGGUGUUUCAUGGAAUCUUUCUACUCUUGUUCUUGGCUUUGGCAUCAAUGGAGACAAUCCAACCGACCGAGGUUAUGGCUUUCGUAGUAUUUAGUAGUAGACAAUGCUACAUGGGUUCAAAUGCAAAUUGCAGUUAUAGGUAGUGAAAAUAAUGGAGCCACUAUGUGAUACCUCAUUAUGCAUUCGGCACGGUACUCCUUCUUUCGAAUAAUAUAACCCAAGUAGGCUAAAUAUUAUCAAAUAUCAAGUGAUACGAUUUUUUAUUUUAAAAUACAAUAGACAGUCCAGUUAAUUUUUAUCCGGAAUUAAUCUUUAGUAUGAAAGAAAACUUCUAACAGACUUAGCAAUUGAUUUUAUCAACCGAUGACUGUCGUAAUCAAUAAGGCAAUCAGAAGGCACUGCAUCACCUCCCAAACUAACACCCCCUGGUGCAUCAUGAAAACUCUAGCUCGUUAGCAUUAAUAACACAAACUUGAUAACAAUUUGUAGUACAUGUCUUAGAAUACCUUGUUCGAUAACGAAGGCGUUAUAAUAUUAUUUUACUAUUAUUUUAUACAAUAGACAGAAGCGGGCUCUGGAAACGUGCAAGAACAGCAAUUGUUGCUCAUAUAUAUGCACUUGCUUCUGCUUGCUGCCCCAUAUAAACUUUUUUUUUAUACGUGCGUUAUGUAUGAUUUAAUGAUUUUGGUUAUUAAUUUUGUUCUUCUCGUGUAGAUUUUAAUUAGUCUGAAUUUCAUUGACUAAAACAUAAGUGGGACUCUGUCAUCGUUGGGCCAUCUACGCCCUUUCAGAAAUUUCGACAUACGUCAAAAUAUCUGUUUUAAAUGCUGGAGCGUAUUAAUGUUGUGAAGCAAUCGUACCCGAAUGGUAUAAAAUAUGUCGACGAAUAAAUUACGUUUACGGUACUCUUGCAUCAA